AUGCAAACAUCCAGAUCAGAUUCAAGUCAUACACGGUGUAGUCCUCCGCAGGAAUCCUGUUCAUCCGACUGUCAAGUACCAGAGGAUGAAGUGACCGUCAAUACAUUGCACAAAGAAUCACAUCCAACUACCACUUCACCGAUGACACAUUUCUCUUCAUCGUCCACAGUCGAUCCAUCUCUGAAUUUAUUGAAUCCCAUAGCAGUGCCGUACAGUUUAAAUCUCAACUGGGUUUCACCGAUUAUUACAGCUUUAACUUUGUCAGCUGGUUCUUCGAUACUGAAUCUAACCACAGAACUGUCCUCUAGUCAACCACAACCAUCUUGUAUCCCACAAAUAGACACAAAAAUAAGAGCUUCAUCGUGUUUCCCACUUGGACGAUCAAAUACUGUAUCGUUAUUGUCAUCUCCAUUCCCUGCUUCAAUCCAUCAACCUCACCAUUUAACUGAGAUGCAGAUAAACACAAAUAUUAAUAAUGACUGCAUUGUUACAGCUGAUGAUGACGAAAAGCCAUUGGAUUUAACCUUGAAGUCAGUAAUUUCAAAAUCAUCAGCAAGGUCAUCUGAAUUCAUUAAAACAAAACAGGACAGUGAGAAUCAGAAAACUUCAUCUCGACGAAAAUCAAACAAGAAACCUUCACAAGUGAAAAUAACAACGAAAUCAGGAACAUCAUGUUCACCAGAACAAGAUAUCAAUAUCACAGAACCCAAAGGUCAGCGGCUUGAGCCUGUUCAUCAUUCAAACAGUGAUAUAACUUCAAAGAUAGACAAAAAUGGUACAGAAUUAUACCAACAGUGGAAAUUAGACAUUCCAGAUCUACUCAAAGUGAAUGAAUCUAAUCAAAAACGACAAAAAUCAAGCAUAAAUCGUAGACCAUUCAAAGCAUUCGGUAAUACAAUCCCAUCAAUAUCCACAGAACUUUUAUUGAAGUCAUCUCAACUCAUUGAUCCAAUAUUAUUAGGUAAUAGUGUGGAUGAUACAACCAAAACUAUUGAACACAUUGAACAAAGAAAUAUCAAAUUGACUUCUUCCUCUCCAACAUCAACCAGUACUGAUGUUAUUACUACAACUAGUGAUACCAUCAUCACUACCAGUAGUAUAACAUCAACUAUAGCUAAAAAUGAAGAACGUUCCAGAAGAAAAUUAGUCAAUAAAAGAAAAACACGCCGAUCACAAAGUACAUCAGCUGUUAUUAUCCCACUAAUUGAAAAUGAAAAGAUACAAGAAACUUCUGAAAAUUUAUCUACAACAAAAUCUUUAGAAUGUUUGAAUAAAAUUGAUUCAUCUAAAGAUGUAUUAACUUCAUCUAUAACCUCAAUAUCAUCUAGUUAUCCUGAAUUGAUUCAUAUUAAAACUGUUCCUAUUAUAACAGAUUGUAAUCCACGUAUGAGACGUUUCCCUGAGAUGACACCAAAAGAAGUAAAAGAUAAAGCCUAUUGGGAGAAACGUGUAAAAAAUAAUGAAGCAGCAAGACGUUCACGUAGAGCUAGAAAAUCUAAAGAAUUAUGCUUAAAAAAAUAUGCUGAUAAUUUAGAAAAAGUUAAUAUAAAAUUAAUUGAAGAAAUUGAAUUAUUAAAAGCAGAGAUAAUACAUUUAAAAGGUGAAAAAUAUACAGAAAAAUUAAAUUAA
This is a messenger RNA of Heterobilharzia americana, 1629 nucleotides long. The record is from the annotation of a GenBank genome assembly. Lineage: Eukaryota; Metazoa; Platyhelminthes; Trematoda; Strigeidida; Schistosomatidae.